UUGGAAAGAUCUCAGAGUCAUUCUACAACUUUCCCUCCUCUCAGCUUUCCUUCUCAGCUUUCCCUCUCAUCUCUUUCCUAAUCACAAAUCGUCAUCAAGCCAUUAUUCAUUGUCUCUUAUUCUCAUUGAACUGUUCUUCUGGAGCAUUUUCCCUCCAUCACCCUCUUCGUCGAUCUAUCAGCCUCUCGUCGAACCAUUUAUGGAGUUCUCAUCCUACGACCAUGGAACUUUUGUUGUCAUCUUCUUCAUUUUCUCUCUCGAGCGCUUCUCAGCCAUCCACAUUUUCUUCAGAGAUUCACAGCUUCUAUCAAGUGGCCGCAAAAUCAAUCACACCCAACGGCGUUUCGGUGCUCCUCGCCAACCCUUCCCUAGAUUCUUUGUCGGAUCUUCCCGACAUUGUUGUUCAAAUAGUUGAUCUCAAGCCCAGCGGAAACAGAUACAUCUUGCUGAAAUAAUGAUUCAGGUGAAGUGAUCUAGUUUUUAAUUAUUUGACCUACUUUUAGAAUUCAAGCCUAAUGUUUCUGAAAUUCAAUAAUGAAUUGUUAAUUCUAUUUCAUUCUACAGGUUUACUCAAAGGUGAGUGGAGAAAAAACGCCUAAAACCC
This is a messenger RNA of Vigna radiata var. radiata (mung bean), 604 nucleotides long. RefSeq names its product replication protein A 70 kDa DNA-binding subunit D-like. Lineage: Eukaryota; Viridiplantae; Streptophyta; Magnoliopsida; Fabales; Fabaceae. The record is from RefSeq and is a predicted model, not a curated record. Bases 222 to 455 code for a protein of 77 amino acids. The transcript is spliced from 3 exons.